Rhincodon typus (whale shark) is the source of this 4206-nucleotide messenger RNA. It is a transcript of the gene mtdha, whose product is annotated as metadherin a. Gene Ontology annotation, biological process: negative regulation of apoptotic process; regulation of transcription by RNA polymerase II; positive regulation of canonical NF-kappaB signal transduction. The transcript has 12 exons. Gene Ontology annotation, cellular component: nucleus. Bases 325 to 2169 code for a protein of 614 amino acids. The record is from RefSeq and is a predicted model, not a curated record. Gene Ontology annotation, molecular function: transcription coregulator activity. Lineage: Eukaryota; Metazoa; Chordata; Chondrichthyes; Orectolobiformes; Rhincodontidae.
GCAGCGCCCCCAAGCGCCGGGGAGGAAUGUGCAGAGUCGGCUGAGGGGGAGGAGGCUGAUCGUGGGGCGGGUGCGGAGGCCUCGGUCGUCGAGUUCAGUCAGUCAGCCAGCACCUGAAGCCGGGGACUGGAUGAGUUGAGUGGAGGAGCAGUGCGGCCUGUUGGGGAGUCUCCCUCUCUCGUUGCAGCCCCCCGCCGAGUUUGAGCGGAGACGGGGGCGGGGGGGAAAGAAGCCGAGGCCUGUGGGCUCUCUCUGGGCCGCCAUGUUCAGGCUAGUGUAGAUAGGGGCCCGGGGACUGAGUGAGAGACCGACAGAGAGAGAGAGAUGGCAGCGAGCUGGCACGCCGUGUUGGCCGACCAGGCCGAGCUGUUGGUGGGCCGCCUGGAGGACGGGGUGUGGGCCGGCCUCGGUCUCCUGCGGCGCGGCCUGGGCAUCGAUUUGGGGCUGGAGCCGUGGCUGAGACGCCAGCCCCCUGGCUCGGCCGGCCUGGCCCUCCUCGUCCUCCUGCUGCUGGUGGUGGUACCGGCCGUGCUGUGGGCCCUGGGCCGCCUCCUGGUGUCCGCCUGCAAGAAGCCGGGCCCCGCGCAGGCCCAGGCCCAGGGCCGGCUUCAGCACGGACACAGGGGCCGCAGGAGCGGCAGCGGAGGGGGAGCCCGGAACUGGGACAAGACCCCGGCCGAUGUCCAGCAGCAGCGCCUGGAGGAGCAGCGGAGGAAGAACAAGAGGAAGGAGAAGCCAAAGAAAUCGCAGCCGAACGGGCGAGCGGGAACUGAACCAUUAGACGAGGAAAUUCUUCAUCCAUUUGAAAAGCUAAUUGUCAAACAACAUCUGGACACAGAGAAGAAAACGGAAAAGACAAAGAAAAACAAGAAGAAGCCAAAGGCAGACAUGAAACAACUGCAGGAGGAGCCACAGAACUGGGCUGAAGGCAAAGAAACUGAUGAAGGGGCAUGGGAGACCAAAAUCAGUAGCCGGGAAAAACGACAACAGCGCAGACGUGACAAAGGAAUAAAUGAAUCUCCGUCCGUCGAUUCUAGUCUCCCUGCAGUUGGAUCUGAAGCUGUUCCCGCACAGCAGCACACGGUAGCCUCAGCUGGUCUGGGCCCUCGAAAGACCAAAGGGGUAGAAACUGCAGUUGCUCCCGGGUGGGGUGAACAGCUAACAGUGAAUGGAGGAAGCUGGUGUGAUAUCCCAGUGAAACUGCCCACUCAGAUUAAUGCGACUAAGGAUGAUAAGUGGCAACAAAUCCCAGUAUUGGCAAAUGCAAAAAGAAGCCCGGAUCAGCCUGCCUGGGGCCAGGAAAGCAGUGAUACCAAUGCAGGGGCAAAAGAAUGGGCAGUACCCUUAGUUGAUAAGACUUGGAGUGAGCAUGCACUUUACCCCAGCAUUGGGGCUUGGGCAGGUGUCAAUAACAGGAUGAAUACCUCAGAGCAGAAACCUCCUUUCUCUACUGCAGGGGCGAAUGCUGCAGUAGCCAGUACCUCCAGUGAGCCAGCCUCCCAGUCAAGCACCACUGAUCAUCAUUGGGAUGCCAACCCGGCACCCAGCCCUGUUGACGAUGCCUGGUCUGGAAUAAAUGGAAUUUCGACAGCAGACCCAAGUUCUGACUGGAAUGCUCCAACAGAAGAGUGGGGAAACUGGCUGGUGGAAGAAAGCACUUCUACAGCACAGCCUGAGGAUGUCGUUGCAGAAACUCCAAAGCUGUCAGAUGAAGAUAAAGAGAAAGUGGACUUGGGUCUGCAAGGUUCUGCAACCAGCAAAUCAAAGAAGAAGAAAAAAAAGAAGAAAAAGUGCGAAGAUGCUGCUGCUGCUCCUGUACAAGAGACCGAGGAGCAAGAGAAGGAAUCAAUCAGUGGAGACCAGGAGCAGCUUAUUGUACAAGACCAGCCUGAAAAGGAGAUAGGUCCACCUGUUGAAACAAUAUGCACUAGUGAACCAGCAGAGGUUGAAGAGGCACAGCCGGUAGAAAUCGUCGAAGAACCAGCUGUAAUUAUGGAAAGCUCUUCCCAGGAUAUUACUUCCCAAGUGCCAGACACACUAUCAGAGACAGAAUCACCUGUCUCUGCCACUAAACAGAAUAACCUGCCUCCUUCACAAGCAAAAUCUGAUGAAAACUGGGAGUCCCCGAAGCAGAUCAAGAAAAAGAAGAGAGCAAGAAGGGAAACAUGAGCUUUUUUUUGUAUUCAGUGGUCAGUUGUUAUGCAAAAUGAUCUUGAAGAAAAAAAAAAUCCGUUUAUGCAAUAAUUUGUGAAAAUGUACAGAAUUUUAUAGAAGAAAAUUUGACUGUAAUUUUUAUUAAAACUUAUUGCAAUGCGCAUGAGCAACUUGAUUUGAUACCAUGUAACAAACUUCAAGUGUAACACACUGAUGCUGUCUACAGCCACUUUCAUGCUGGGUCUGAGUUUGUUGACACUAGAAAUGUGAUUUUGUCUUUUCUUUCAUUUUUGUUUUGUAAGAGUUUGGGAAAGUCUGUGCAGAACUGCAUCUUACAUUAUGACCUUUUGGCUCCACACUAGAAAUUCGCGAUGAAAGUUGCUUUCUUAAAUUAAAAAGCCGGGCCGUGUGAAGAGCAAUUGCUAGGGAGGCUUUGGUUUUUCCAUUCCUCUUUACGCUUCCCUAUCCCAUCUAAUGCCACCAACACCCCCCUCCUCCCGACUCCGGAAAACACAGUUAAACGUAGAUCACAGUGUUCAAAAUGGUAUCGGGUUGAGCCUGAAGCAGAAAACAUUUCGAUAGCUUUAAUAUUUGUGGACAGAAUUACAAUUUAUAUCAGGAAUGACAUUUUACUGCCUUAACCUGUAGUGUGUAGAGAGAAAGAUGUUUAGGUAACCUAAAAGGAAAUUCCAAUUUUCUAAGAAUCCAUGAACACUGGUUCAUAACAGCGGGUGGGUUUGGAGAAAUUAGCAGUUGCAUAAGCUGGGAAGAUGUUUCGCACCAAUUAACAUUGGAAAAACACUGUAAAAUAUCCAGCUGUUCAGACAGAUGUUUUCUUUUUUAAAAAUAAAUGUCAAUCUCAAGAUGCCAUUCCUCUGCUGAUUAAAGUGGUCCUCGUCUAACCUGCAGUUUGGUUCUGCUGAAAAUUUACCCUUGCUCCCAAAUCAGACAGCUGUGGGAGUUGACACCAUUCAGUCGUCAAAUCGCUAUCUAGACCAGAGCUUCCUAAACUCCUUUCCCACCUCAUAUGACCCCAUUUUGAGCCUUGAAAAUUGUUACAAUCCCUCAGUGAGAUUUGAGAGAACGGGGGUGGGGCAGGGGGUUGUGGUGCAUAUCGUUAUUGUAACUCAGUUUGAGCUCCACAAGAGGCAGUGCUGCCUCGGAGAUCACCAUCCCAGAGCUUCAACUUGUUGCCCCACUUGGGGUCCACGCCACCACUUUGGGAAACCCUGCACUAGACUUUGCCAAGCAGCAUAAAUCUGGUGGAUACCCAGUCAGUGGCAGCAGAGGGAACUGCUGAUGGUCCCGUGGUCUCAUUACUAGUGGUUUCACACAGCUUAUCACCGUUAAGAAGGCUAACGACAGAGAAGAAAGCUAAAUUGGAUAAGAACAAAUGAGAAUACUUGAAAUAUAAGGUUUAUACAUAGACAAAGUUAAAGAAAAAUACAAAUCAUUAAACUGAAAUAGUCUGGUUAGAACCUCAACCAUAAGCCUGCAGGUAAAGAUUCUAGUUUCUACUUUGCAGUGUUGGCAUCUGAGUAUUGUUUGGAAUGACUGGUGCGUGCUAUGCCAUGUGCAUUGUUUAAUAACUUUACCAAAUGUACAUUCACUUGAUGAGGACCAUGGUAUUUUACACCACCUACUUGAGUUAACCUGAUCAUCGUAAGCCAUGAUUAUUGUUUUUGAAUGGGUGUAAAAUGUUCAUGCUGCACAGAGAGGACAAUGGAGCAUAAAGUUUGAGCAAGCUGAUACUAAUGGUACUUAGUCCACUAAUCUACUGUCAUGACUGUUACUUAGUUUGGUGACAACAGAUUGCUAAGGUUUUGCAAAGUUUAAAUAAUGAGUGUCAUUAUGCUCCCAGUAACCUGCCUUAAUUGGUUAUGACGUGGUAUUUGUUGUGCUUUCGUAAUUACCUUGAUUACUAAAGUUAAACAAAUGUAUUUAUACCUGUUUCAGAAACAUAGCAAGUAUGUUUACAUGUUCUAAAGUUUGUUAAAAUGCAAUGAAUUUCUAAGUUGAUUUGUUCAAAUAAAUUUAGCAAAUUAAUACGUA